Erythranthe guttata (spotted monkey flower) is the source of this 994-nucleotide messenger RNA. The record is from RefSeq and is a predicted model, not a curated record. Lineage: Eukaryota; Viridiplantae; Streptophyta; Magnoliopsida; Lamiales; Phrymaceae.
AUGGAGAAUUCUGAUGCGAAGCCCUCCUCCACUCCAUCUUCUCCGCUGCAGACGACGUCGUCUCCGACUUCAUGGUUUUCAGGCAUCGUGCGCAGCCGCUCCGCCGUCGCCAAGACCUUCAAGUCCGCCGCCGGCGACAACAUUGGUGGUGGCUGUAAUAUUCAGGCAAUUCUUUUGCAGGUUGCAUUUAAGACAGGUGAUUAUAAACAGCAAGUUAUUUUCAUCGGUGGGCUGACAGACGGAUUUUUAGCCACCGAAUAUUUGGAGCCUUUGGCGAUUGCUUUGGAGAAGGAGCAUUGGUCAUUAGUGCAGUUUCUGUUUUCGUCUUCGUACAGUGGUUAUGGCAUCUCGAGCUUGAAACAAGAUGCUAUGGAGAUAGAUCAAUUGAUUAGUUACUUUAUUAACAAGGAAGAAUCGGAAGGCGUGGUUCUACUUGGACACAGUACUGGUUGCCAAGACAUUGUAUAUUACUUGCGCACAAAUGCAGCAUGUUCAAGGGCAGUUCGUGCAGCCAUUUUGCAGGCUCCGGUUAGUGAUCGGGAAUAUAAAUCCACACUUCCGAGAGCUGCUGAAAUGAUUGAUUUGGCUUCGAAGAUGAUAAGUGAAGGCCGAGGGUCGGAAUUGAUGCCAAGGGAAUCUAAUCCAGAUUCUCCUAUUACUGCCUAUAGGUAUCAUUCGCUUUGUGCGUACAACGGUGACGAUGACAUGUUCAGUUCCGAUUUUAGUGAAGACGAACUGAAACAGAGACUUGGCCACAUGUCUACUACCCCUACGUUGGUAAUGUUUUCCAUGGCGGACGAAAAUGUACCGGGAUACGUAGACAAGAAAGCUCUGGUUAACAGAUUGUGCAGAGCAAUGGGUGGAGCAGAAAAGGUAGAAAUAGAACAUGGAAUUCAUUCUUUAUCUAACAGAGUUGAAGAAGCUGUUAAAUCUAUUAUGGAGAUUAUAAGAAGAGAUGGUCCUAAAGGUUGGGAAGACCCUUGGAGUUAAUAAU